This is a messenger RNA of Dalotia coriaria, 2254 nucleotides long. RefSeq names its product DNA cross-link repair protein snm1 (gene Snm1). NCBI's taxonomy places the organism in Eukaryota, Metazoa, Arthropoda, Insecta, Coleoptera, Staphylinidae. Gene Ontology annotation, biological process: telomere maintenance; interstrand cross-link repair; double-strand break repair via nonhomologous end joining. Gene Ontology annotation, molecular function: damaged DNA binding; 5'-3' DNA exonuclease activity. The transcript is spliced from 2 exons. The coding region runs from base 168 to 1460 and encodes 430 amino acids. The record is from RefSeq and is a predicted model, not a curated record.
GAUAAAUAACCUAUAAUCUUGCGCCAAAUUUGCUGGGAGUUGAAAAGCUUGCCCAACGCGCACGGCGGCAACAUGCGACUUCGGGCGUGAUCGAUGACGCUCGGAUCGCACUUCGGGUUCCGCUUCCUGUCUAUGCAUAUCCGUCGUAAUCAAGCUCUGUUGUAACCAUGAGUACGUUUAAAGGGAAAAUCGAUGAAUUUCCAGGAAUAAGCAUCGACGAUUUUGAAGGAAACAACUUAAAAUCAAGCAUUUAUUUUCUAUCACAUGUCCAUACAGAUCAUAUGAGAGGCUUGUACCAAUGUGAGUUUCUCAAACGUCUUGCAAACGAAAAGUUAACAUUGUACUCCCAUGAAGUUUCGACAAUUUUCUUACGUAGUCGAUAUCCAGACUACGCUAACUGUUUCCAAUACUUACCGAUAAAUCUACCAACAACAUUGAAAACCGCUGACAAAUUUGAAUUCAACGUUACAUUACUACCAGCUGGACAUUGUCCAGGGUCGGUAAUGUUCCUUUUCGAAAGCGACAAACACACGGUGCUCUACACUGGUGACUUCAGACUUAAGUUAGCUGAAUUUAAAAAGUUCAAAGGGUUGUAUACUCCACAAGGUACUUUAAAACGAAUUCAGAAAGUUCAUCUGGAUACGACUUUUAUGUUCAAACGCUAUGAACAGUUUCCAUCACGAGAAGAAAGCCUGGGCGCCAUUUGCAAUUUAAUCGAAGAAUGGUUGGAACAAGAUCCGAAAAAUAUCGUUAAUCUGGACACACGUUAUCGUUACGGUGCUGAAUUUAUUCUUAGUAAAAUCUAUGAAAGAUUUAAAAUGCCAGUGCAUGUAGAUCAAAGAUCCUAUGAUGAGUUUUAUAAAUAUCUACCGAACAUGGAUAAAUGUGUUACACUAUCAAAAAAUACUCGCAUACACUCUUACUGUAAUGGCUAUAAGUCUUUUUGUUCCUCAGGAGAAACAACAAUACGUAAAAUUGUCAUAACCGCUAUGUUUUGGAAAGACUGGUCCAAAGAAAAACAGAUCAAUAUUUCCACAAGUAACAGCAACUUUUGUCGUGCCUGUUAUUCAACACACGCAUCUCUACAGGAAAUUCGCGACAUUCUCAAGUUUAUAAAACCAGAACAAGUGGAAGCAAACGUCGUGCCUGAAGAUGAUAUAUGUGACACGAAUGAAAUGUUGGAUUUGAUUGAUGAGUGCAUUGAAGGCAAUACACCGAUUAAACGUUCACCGAUGAAGAGUCGAUUGAGUGAAGAAAGCCAUUCAAAAUAUUAUGACUGUCAGAAGAAGACUGAUAAGGUUGAUACAAAAGGUAAUAAUAAUGUAAAUGUAGAAGUUAGUGAUGAUGAUGAUGUUUACGAUGAAGAAUUUCACAAAUUGAGAUCAGUUAAGGAUAAAAAUUUGAUUAAAAAUGGCGGAGAAAAACGCUGUCUUGAUUUUGAUCUCAGCAUGUUUGACUAGAGAAAGAAAAUAGUUUCUAGAUAAUUUUGACAGAUAAAUAAAUAGAUUUAGGAAAAUAUUAAAGUGAUUUAUAUAAGUUUAAUGUAGAAUCUUUAGCUUACAAUGUUUUUGUGGAUGCAGAUUUAAUGAAUAGUCGACUAAGACGAUUGUAUAACCAAUAAUUUCUUAUUUUGGGCCUAAAAAUCGUUGUAAUAGCAGACUAAUAAUUAAAUUUCAUUGAAAACUGCUAAAGAUUUAAGAGUGAACUUACAAAUCAGUUUAAUAUUCUCCUAAAUUUAUUUAUUUACGCGUCAAAAUCAUCUAGAAACUUGAAAUAUUAAAAAUACGUUAGUUAAGAGACGUAAAUAUGAUAAAAAUUAAUUAGACUUGAUUAGAAUAGCUUUUUUUAUAUAGUAGAUUACGUGAUAUCCACUUUUUAUAUGUUUUUAUAUUAAUAAUUUUAAAUGAUUGCGAAGUUGUGGCUUAAAAAAUUGCAAAAAUACUGAUUAUUCCAGUCAAUUUUAAAUUGGUAUUAAAUGAACAAACAAGAACAAACAUAUUUCUAUAUUUAUAUACAAAUAAUUUAUUUUAUCUUUCGCUUUAUCCAUUCUGUCAUAACCGUUCGAAUUCAAUGAAUGAUACAUGACAAUGACAAUCAUAAUUGAUCAAUAAUUCAAUUCGUUAAUUGCUUACGUUUAUAGAUAUAACAAUGUGGUGCGUUUGUAUUAGUAUAACUCAAAGCAGUCAAACCAAAUACAUUCCAACAUUCUCUGUAUUUCAUUAACGCAAAUAAACAUUUUUAUGUAUUUACUUGA